Messenger RNA from Drosophila ananassae, 2396 nucleotides. It is a transcript of the gene Vps26, whose product is annotated as vacuolar protein sorting-associated protein 26. Gene Ontology annotation, biological process: retrograde transport, endosome to Golgi; intracellular protein transport. The coding region runs from base 2 to 1456 and encodes 484 amino acids. The record is from RefSeq and is a predicted model, not a curated record. The transcript is spliced from 2 exons. NCBI's taxonomy places the organism in Eukaryota, Metazoa, Arthropoda, Insecta, Diptera, Drosophilidae. Gene Ontology annotation, cellular component: endosome; retromer complex.
UAUGAAUUUCCUGGGCUUUGGCCAGUCAGCGGACAUUGAGAUCGUGUUCGAUGGCGCCGAGCACAAGACAGCCGAGGUCAAAGGGGAGGACGGAAAGGUGGAGAAGAUGCUGCUCUUCUACGACGGAGAAACGGUUUCGGGCAAGGUGAAUGUCACGCUGAAAAAACCGGGCAGUAAGCUGGAACAUCAGGGCAUCAAGAUCGAGUUCAUUGGACAAAUAGAGCUAUUCUACGAUCGAGGCAACCACCAUGAGUUCAAGUGCUUGGCCAAGGCCCUGGCCCGACCCGGAGAUCUCAUCCAGAACAACAGCUAUCCGUUCGAUUUCCCCAACGUGGAGAAGCAGUUCGAGGUGUAUGCUGGCAGUAAUGUUAGGCUGCGCUACUUCCUGCGUGCCACGAUUGUGCGGCGUAUCAGCGACAUCACCCGGGAGGUGGACAUCGCCGUGCAUACCCUGUGUAGCUAUCCGGAGAUGAACAAUCCCAUUAAAAUGGAAGUGGGCAUCGAGGACUGCCUGCACAUCGAAUUCGAGUACAACAAGAGCAAGUAUCACUUAAGGGACACGAUCAUCGGCAAGAUCUACUUCCUCCUGGUACGCAUCAAGAUCAAGCACAUGGAGAUAGCAAUCAUUAAGCGGGAAAGCACCGGAACAGGUCCCACGAUGUUCAAUGAGAGUGAAACGAUUGCCAAGUACGAGAUUAUGGAUGGUGCCCCCGUUAAGGGCGAGAGCAUACCCAUUAGGGUGUUCCUUGCCGGUUAUAAUCUCACGCCCACCAUGAGGGAUAUUAACAAGAAGUUCUCGGUCAAGUAUUUCCUCAAUUUGGUCCUGAUGGACACCGAGGACAGGCGCUACUUCAAGCAGCAGGAGAUUACGUUGUGGCGGAAGGCGGAUAUACCGCGCUACCAUGUCGCCCAGCAGCAACAGAACCAACAGCAACAUCAGCAGCACCAGCACGUCCCGCUGCACGCACCGCCCCAUUUGGUAAGCGGCCCGGCAGCGCCAACGGUGGCUCACUCGCUGAUUAGCACCAGUACGGAUAGUGGAGAGGGUGGAGCGAGUGGAGCCGUUCCGGCAGCGGGAACUGCCGGAUCCGAGUCCAAAAUGGGCCUCUUCACCCGGGAAAGCCCGAAUCAGGAGUUUAGCCAACAGCAGCUGGACUCACCGCCGCUGACGCCCAGCGAAGAGCCAACGUCAACGGUGGGAACAGCACCAGAAUCAUCAUCGGCGACAUCUGGCCCAGAGCCGCCCGCACCCGAGCGUGGCAUGGGCGAUGGUGCCGCAGCGGCCACCACAAGUGCCUCGCCAGUUGCCAUGCUAUCCAGUUCGCCGCCGCCCUUGCUGCCCGCAUCGCCGCUCACUCGAUCCCAGGGCGGCGAUUCCAAUGAACCGCAGGACGAUGAAUCCGAAGAGUUGGCCACGAAAAAGACCAAUAGCCCCACGCCGCUGGCCACUGAUUGAGUGACGGGAUGGCUGGGAUGUAUUGCCGCAAUAGCAGUAGCAGGGGCGGGCAGGUGGAACUAUUACGCAUAUAUAUUCGUAUACAGCAGGAGCAGCAGCAGCAACAACAAAAUAUGCAUAUAUCUAUUUUUUUAAAGUUAAUUUAAAAUUGUUACAAAAUCUUUUAUUGAGGUUAUGCGCAUCAUUUACCAAAAGCAAAAGCAAAAGCAAACAAAAAACAAACAAAAACAAAAAACAAAAAAACAAAAAACAAAAACGCAAAUGAUAGUAACGAAAACGAAACGAAACCUAGGACAAAUGUGACAGGAGGCGAUGUCGUCGUAGCUAUAUAUAUAUAUAUAUAUGAGAUAAAUUUCCAUUGGUAUUAUUGCAAACAAUUGAAAACAAAACUCACUUUACCUUAGCCCAUCCUACUAUCCUUUAUCCUUUAUCACCAAUCCCCACUCCACCCCCCAAAAGAAAAACAAAAAAACUAGUUAACUCCCUUAGUAUUUCGAUGAUCAUUCCCUAAUCCUUGCGGGGCGUUUGGAAAAUCAGAUUUUUCAAUUUAAAAAGUGUUGAAAUUGCUUUCUAAAAGUAAGAGAACAGUAUCCCUAAAAUCAAAGUUUUCAUUAAAAAAAAAAAAAAACAAAACAAAAAAACUAAAGAAACAGAACUCCAAUACAGAGAUAACAACAACAGCAAUAACAAACAAACAAAAACCACAUUAAAUAAUAAAGUUUUUAGUCUAUAAAGUUCUAACGAAUCGAUGAUGCUGGGAGAGGUCUGGAGGAGGUACGGCGGAACGGAUAUAGAAGCGACAAAACAUGUUACAUGCCUUGCAUAUGUACAUAACACAGUUCAUAUACAUAAUAUACACGAAAUAUAUAAAUAUAUAUAUACACUUAGAACCGCAAUUAAACGAAUAAAGCGAUGCGAGCAAGCGCUAAAACACCCAAAA